Molecule: messenger RNA, 2370 nt
Organism: Ornithorhynchus anatinus (platypus)
Lineage: Eukaryota; Metazoa; Chordata; Mammalia; Monotremata; Ornithorhynchidae
Product: adhesion G protein-coupled receptor E3
Exons: 18
Coding region: 1-2370 (789 amino acids)
Biological process (GO): adenylate cyclase-activating G protein-coupled receptor signaling pathway; cell surface receptor signaling pathway
Cellular component (GO): membrane
Molecular function (GO): calcium ion binding; G protein-coupled receptor activity
Source: RefSeq, a predicted model, not a curated record
AUGGAUGCAUGCAAAACCAACAUCAUUUGUCCUAAAAACGCAAGUUGCAAGAACACUCAUUGCAAAUGCAAUAGUGGAUUUAAAUCAAGUUCUGAAAAAGAAACCUUUGUGAACCAAACUGUAACGUGCAGAGAUAUCAAUGAAUGUAAAGAAAAUAAAUACAUUUGCCCCCGUCAUUCAUUUUGCUACAAUACCGUGGGAGACUAUUACUGCCAGUGCCUUCAGGGGUAUGCACUGAGUAGUGGAGACACCAUCUUCAAGGGGCUAAACAUGAGCUGCGAUGUAACAGUCAAUGACACCACCACCCUCCCCAUCUCAGAAACCUGCAACUAUGACAUUAUCUUUGACUCAAUUUAUCAAUCAUUUAUCUCAACCCUCAACUGUCCUCAGAAUUCUGACUGUCACAACAGCAUGGGGAGUUACACCUGCAUGGGCAGGGAUGGCUUUGCCUUCAGGAAUUCGCAGAAUUCCCACUGUCACAAUGGCUUAGGGAGUUACUCCUGCACCUGCAGGGAUGACUUCACCUUCAGGAACUCCCAGUGUAAAGAUAUCACAGUAAAUCUCAACAACUGCUCUAAGCUUGAAAAAGAAAAUACAUUUUCACCAGAGUGUGAAAUGCAGGUGUUAUGUGACAUCAACAGGCUGAUUAAAAAUGAAGAUAAAAAUAAUCCUUCUGAUGUUUUCUUACAGUUUAAGGCUCCGUAUUACCAGGGAAACAGCAGUCAGGAAAUUACAAAUUUUUCCAAUGCACUCUCAAACAACAUCUUCCAAGUGAUUCCUGGGAGAAAGGAGAAGAUUCAGUUGGUAACCCUCUUUCUGGAGAGUGUGCAAUCAGCUGUAUUCUCAGCUGCCCUCAGACUCUCCGCAAAUGAAACCCUGAGGGAGGAAACUGAGUUUAUGGGUAUUGAAACACGCAUAGUUAAGGGCCCCUGCACUGCUGAAAAUGAGAUAUUCCACCUGAUGGUUAAAAAUGAGUCUAUGAAGAUUCACUGCACUAUGGUUGACAGAGAAGAUUUGGCAGGUGCUGUUGUUUUCAUAUCCUAUGCUACCUUGGGAUCCAACAUGAACGAGAGUAUCACACAAGGAGAACUGCAUGAUUUCCACCUGAACUCUAAGGUAGUGAGUGGAACAAUUGGACUUGAGAAGAAUAUUUCCCUCUCUGCCCCAGUUAACUUCACUUUCCAGCAUGUUCGGGCAUUAACUCCAAAGGAACGGUCUCUUUGUGUCUUCUGGAACAACACAACCUGGUCUAAGCAUGGCUGUGAGGUCAUCUCUGCUGAUGAAAAUCAAACGAGAUGUAGCUGCAACCAUCUCUCCACCUUUGCCGUCCUCCUGGCCACCUCUGAGUUGAAGGAGGACCCCGUGCUGACCCUGAUCACAUAUGUGGGGCUGAGCCUUUCUCUGCUGUGCCUCUCCCUGGCUGCCCUCACGUUCCUCCUGUGCAGAACAAUCCGGAACACCAGCACCUCCCUCCACUUGCAGCUCUCUGUGUGUAUCUUUCUGGCCGACCUUCUCUUCCUCACAGGAAUAAAACGCACGGAACCUGAGCUGUUAUGUUCCAUCAUUGCUGGGUUGUUACACUAUCUGUUCCUGGCCGCCUUUACCUGGAUGUUCCUGGAAGGGCUGCAUCUCUUCCUCACUGUCAGAAACCUCAAGGUGGCUAAUUACACCAGCGCAAGCAGGUUCAAGAAGAGGUUCAUGUACCCCUUUGGCUAUGGGAUUCCAGCUGGGAUCGUGGCCAUUACAGCAGGAGUUGGCUACCGAGGCUAUGGGACCUCCACUCACUGCUGGCUCAGGAUAGAAGGAGGGUUUAUCUGGAGCUUCCUUGGACCAAUAGUUACAAUCAUCACGAUGAAUUUGUCCUUUUAUUUGACCACCCUAUGGAUUCUGAGAGACAAGCUAUGCUCCCUCAAUAAAGAUGUGUCCAAGAUCCAAAACACAAGGACACUGACAUUUAAAGCCCUCGCUCAGCUCUUCAUCCUAGGCUGCUCAUGGGGCCUCGGAUUUUUACUGAUCGAGCCGAUGGGUGACCUCUUCAAAUCAGUCAUUGCUUACUCAUUCACUAUUACCAACAGCCUGCAGGGAGUCUACAUCUUUGUGGUGCACUGUCUACUCAAUCACCAGGUGAAAGAAGAAUACAAAAAGUGGUUUAAGGAGAUGCAGAAAAGGACUGAAUUGGAUUCCUACGAGCUGUCUGGCAGUACGACCCAUACCAAAAUGGUAAGGCAACUCUCCCUCCAGAAUUCCAAACUAACAUCCAAGUCAAACACCUCAAGCUACAUCCAGUUCACUGAGCUCCCAGUUCCCUUCUCUCCCAAGAGAGCGAGGAGGUCAUCAUCAUCCCACCACCAGCUGGAGGUGGGGAUUUGA